AUGGCGCCUUCACAAAAGCCAGAGGACAUCGAGACGCGCUCGGUGAUCUCUAUGCAGGAAUUGGAUCCGUCGCCUGUCCAGGAUGAGUUCCCGGACAUCGAGAGCGGCGAAUAUGUCCCCAAGCCGCGAGACUCCCAAUCGCAGCAACAGGCCACACCUGGUCGCAGCGGGAUUUCGAUCCGCGGCUUUGGUCUCCGCGGCCACAACUGGGAUUCGUGGUUGUCUGCGCUCCAAAAAUACUCGACAUACCCGCCUACAUUCUUCUUUGCACUCCAUUUCGCCAACACCUCGCUUAUCCCCCUCGCAACUCGUUCCGUCGCCGACAGUGAAAACUACUUGCUCCUGACGCGGCCCGUCUACCAGUCUCCGUCUCUCGAGCAUGUGGUGCUGACUAUUCCCAUCCUGGCCCACAUCGCGUCGGGCGUCGCCCUGCGGAAUAUUCGCUCGUCGCGGCGCGCUCGGCUCUACGGCGCGGAGACCCGGUCCCAGCGGUACAUGCUGAGCUUCUGGCCUCGCAUGAGCUUGCAGGCCCGCCUGGGAUAUUUUCUCGCCCCCCUGAUCGGCACCCACGUCCUGGUGAACCGAGUGACGCCGUUGAUCGCAGACGGUGGCAGUUCGGGCGUCGGUCUCGGGUACGUGGCGCACGGGUUCGCGCGGAGCCCCGUGUUUUGGAAUAUCUACUACCUGCUGUUUGUCGCCGUGGGCGUGUGGCAUAUCGUUGGCGGUUGGGCUGCCUGGAUGGGAUGGAGGGUUACGACGGCUCGCAAAGAGCUGCGGAACAAGAAGGGCUCGUUGGAGGGAUACCUGGGAUAUCCUGAGAAUGAGCAACGUGCUAAGAAGCAGAAAAAGAUGUGGUGGGUGGUGAACGGCAUCGCCGCUGUCGGAGCGUCCAUCUGGCUUGCUGGAGCGCUGGGCAUCAUCGGCCGCGCAGGACAGGGCACCGGAUGGGAGGCCAGCAGCUGGAAUGAAAUCUAUAGCCAUGUGCCCGUCAUCGGCGCCUGGUUAUUAUCAACGUUGGUUGACUACAUGGUUACCACCUUAAAGCGAGUAUAUAAGGCUGCCACCACGUCCGACUACAUCCUCGGAGCCGCUCGUCUUCACGAACACACUGGCCCCUUCGAGCCGAUGCGCUUGAAUCCGUGGCCUCUGUAUCGUCUGUUCACAAUCCGCGCCAUCUCCGGACUCGCGAGACCCACUGCUCGAUAUCCGCACGUCGACAAUUUUCCCCGCGGUCAGUUCCAGCCAUCGCCCUUUCGCAGCUGCUCGUCGCAAUCCAGAAGAAUGGAGGAAUCGCCGUCUGCCCCUGUGCCGGAGCAAUUGGUCCAGCAUGAGGGUAAAGAAUACAGAGUCGUCAAAGAAGGUCUUGCGUGCAUCCUCAACCCGGCCUCACAGGCUGCGGCCUCGGAGGCGACCAGAAAAGACCUCAAGGAGGACGACGAACUGCAGUCCGUGUUCUACAACCCCAUCCAGCAGUUCAACCGGGAUCUGAGCGUCCUCGCGGUCCGCGUCCAUGGCGAACAUGUGCAGGCGUUGAAGAAGCGCAAUGCCGAGAGGAAAAAGCGAAGGGCAGCGGAGAAGGGCGCCGCGAAGGGCAAGAAGCGCAAGAGAGAUGAGCAGGGAGAGGCUGAGCAGGAAUCCAAGGCUGAAGGCGAGGAAGCCAACCACGCGACUAACGGAAACGAGCCAACGCCCGCAUCGAAUCCCGAGCCCAGCACUCCACCGUCGUUCACGGUUCUCGAUGCCUUGUCUGCCACGGGACUGCGUGCGCUCCGCUAUGCCUCCGAGAUUCCAUUCGUCACUCGCGUCGUCGCCAACGACCUUUCUGCUCCGGCGAUUGAGUCGAUGAAAAUGAAUAUCAGAUACAACAAGCUCGAAAAGCUCGUGCAGCCCAACAAUGGGGACGCGCGGGCCUACAUGUACAACGUCAACCCGUCCGCCUCCCAGGAUGGCGGCGUGUACACGGGCAAGUUCGAUGUCAUCGACCUCGACCCGUACGGCACGGCCUCGCCGUUCAUAGACGCGACCCUCAACGCGGUCAAGGACGGCGGCAUGCUGUGCGUGACCUGCACCGACGCGGGCGUCUGGGCGUCCAACGGGUAUCCCGAGAAGGCCUUUUCGCUGUACGGCGGCGUCCCCAUCAAGGGCUCGCAUUCGCACGAGGGCGGCCUGCGGCUGAUCCUGCACGCGCUCGCCACCUCUGCGGCCAAGUACGGGCUCGCGAUCGAGCCCCUCCUGUCCCUGUCGAUCGACUUCUACGCCCGCGUGUUCGUCCGCGUCUACCGCUCGCCCGCCGACGUCAAGUUCCUCUCGGGCAAGACCAUGCUCGUCUACAACUGCGACGUGGGCUGCGGCGCGUGGACCACGCAACCGCUUACCGCGACCAAGCAGCGCCUCGACAAGCGCGGGAACCCCUUCUACCACUACGGCUUCACCCAAGGCCCGCUCGCAGACAGACACUGCGCGCAAUGCGGCACCAAAACGCACAUGGCCGGGCCCAUGUGGGCGGGUCCCCUCCACAACAUCGCCUUCAUCCAGCGCAUCCUCGACCUCCUCCCCACGCUGGACCGGAGCGUCUACCACACCAUCCCGCGCAUCGAGGGUAUGCUGACCACCGCGCUCGAGGAAGACUUUACCAUCGGCGACCCGCUCGAGCGCCCCCAAACCCCCGAGCACCAAGACACCGCCGCCACCGAGAACAACGAAUACGCCGCCAUCAUCCCGCGGCUCGACCCCUCCCUCCGCGAACAACACCCCUUCUACUUCACCCUCAGCGCGCUCUCCAAAGUCCUCAAAACCUCCACCAUCCCCUUCGACGCCUUCCGCGGCGCCCUCCGCCGCCUCGGCUACCGCUCCACCCGCAGCCAUACGAAGCCCAACACAGUGCGCACCGACGCCCCCUGGGAGGUCAUCUGGGAGGUCAUGCGCGAAUGGGUCCGCCAGAAAUCCCCCGUCAAAGAGGGCGCCCUCAAACCCGGCUCCGCGGGCGCCGCCAUCAUGGCCAGAGCCCGGGACCGCCAGACCGCGCCCCAGCCCGACACGCCGCUGGAUCUGCUGCGGAGGGAGAUCCUGUCUGCCGUGGACGGCGGGAAGGAUGUGGCCGAUCUGGUUACGAAGGUUGAGGCGGCUUUGUAUCGCUCCGGGUCACGGCAAUCGCUGGGUAAAGAACCGGCUGCUGCUGCUGAUCGGGCGCCGCAGGACUCGGUCCCUGGGGAAGAUGGCCAGCUGGCAAAGGCCAAGUCCGAUGGGAACCCGUCGCCGAACGAGUUGGAGAUUGUGUUUGAUGAGGAUCUCGGGCGCGAGACGUUCAAGAGAAAGCGUCUCGUCCGGUAUCAGAUCAAUCCGCGUGCGAACUGGGGGCCUCUGAACCGGGCGUCCGGGAAACGAUGA
This is a messenger RNA of Aspergillus terreus NIH2624, 3387 nucleotides long. RefSeq names its product tRNA (guanine26-N2)-dimethyltransferase. Gene Ontology annotation, cellular component: nucleus; membrane. The transcript has 4 exons. Gene Ontology annotation, molecular function: RNA binding. NCBI's taxonomy places the organism in Eukaryota, Fungi, Ascomycota, Eurotiomycetes, Eurotiales, Aspergillaceae. The coding region runs from base 1 to 3387 and encodes 1128 amino acids. The record is from RefSeq and is a predicted model, not a curated record. Gene Ontology annotation, biological process: tRNA N2-guanine methylation.